AUGGUUCAACAGUGCACUUUUUUGGAGUGUGAACAAAGGGAUCGCAGCUUUGAAGCGGAUUCAGUUUGCCACGAUGAUCUUUGCAAUCGAGUACCCGGAAAGGCAAUCGAAACGGAGUUGCUCAAAGUUUCCGAUCCCAAUGAGGAUCCUGUGGCUGAUUUCACCUGCUACGUCGGUAUUCAAGUCGGAAGUAUGACAUUGGCUGGAGCCGUUUCCUCGUGCAGUCAAGCUGGCGCCACCGGAUCGUGCGCUUCAGCUUCGACCUUCCUCGGACAAUACCAAGCCACUCUCUACUUCUGUACAACGCACGCGAUUUGCAACGCUUUCGUCACCCCAUCUCCCCCC
Mesorhabditis belari is the source of this 345-nucleotide messenger RNA. The record is from the annotation of a GenBank genome assembly. NCBI's taxonomy places the organism in Eukaryota, Metazoa, Nematoda, Chromadorea, Rhabditida, Rhabditidae.